This is a messenger RNA of Cariama cristata (Red-legged seriema), 776 nucleotides long. RefSeq names its product splicing factor, suppressor of white-apricot homolog. Lineage: Eukaryota; Metazoa; Chordata; Aves; Cariamiformes; Cariamidae. The record is from RefSeq and is a predicted model, not a curated record. The annotation marks the transcript as partial. The transcript is spliced from 4 exons. Gene Ontology annotation, biological process: mRNA 5'-splice site recognition.
UGAUGGCGACUGUGUUGCUGUGGAGCUGGGGAGUUUAGUGCGGGCCCGGCCUUCGGGGGGACUCGCUUCUCGGACAGUCGUUGUUACUGCGAGUUUCCUCCUCCUCGCUGCAUCCCCUGGUGAUGUACGGAGGGGUCGGAGGUUCUCGACGGACUGCAGAAGAAGCAGGCCCGCCGCCCCUAAUGUUGUUGUCAGGCGGGGGAGCGGUCCCCGGGCCCCCCGGAGGAGGUGGAGGAGGAGGUGGAGGUGGGAGUAGCCGUGUGGAGCUGCUGGUGUUCGGCUAUGCCUGCAAGCUGUUUCGAGAUGAUGAGAAGGCUCAGUACCAGGAGCAGGGGCGACACCUUAUUCCUUGGAUGGGAGACCCCAAGAUCAUGAUCGAUAGGUACGAUGGACGUGGUCACCUACAUGACCUUUCUGAAUAUGAUGCUGAAUAUUCCACAUGGAACAGAGAUUAUCAAUUGUCUGAAGAGGAAGCUAGAAUAGAAGCCCUCUGUGAUGAAGAGAGGUAUUUAGCCUUGCAUACGGACUUGCUUGAGGAGGAGGCGAGGCAAGAGGAGGAAUAUAAAAGACUGAGUGAAGCUUUGGCAGAGGAUGGUACCUAUAAUGCAGUGGGCUUCCGUUAUGGCAGUGAUUAUUAUGACCCUUCAGAACCCACUGAGGAGGAGGAACAUCAGCCUGCAAAACAAAGAGACACGGCUCAGACAGAAAACGUUGAAGAAAAUGAAGAACCUUUUGUUGCCCCUCCGGGACUGAACGUACCUUCUGAUGUGGAACUG